Messenger RNA from Cajanus cajan (pigeon pea), 532 nucleotides. The record is from RefSeq and is a predicted model, not a curated record. NCBI's taxonomy places the organism in Eukaryota, Viridiplantae, Streptophyta, Magnoliopsida, Fabales, Fabaceae.
AAGAAAUAAUAAAGAAAGAAAAACACAAAUUCUGGACUAAUUUUGGCGAAGACUAUGGCCAAAAUUGUUUGUUUUAGCUAUGCCUUUCUUUUCAUCCUCGCCGUUGUUUCUGUGAUCGAAGUUGUCUGGGCUGGUGGGGAAGGAUCACUUAGUCUCGAAGAGUGUGGAUUUGCAUGUGCGGAUGUGCCCAACGUUGCUCAAAGACUCACCACAAGAAGCCAUGUUUGUUCUACUGCAGCAAGUGUUGUAAGACAUGUUUGUGUGUCCCAUCAGGAACCUUUGGCCACAAAGAUGAAUGUCCAUGCUAUAACAAUUGGAAAACCAAGAAAGGAACACCCAAGUGCCCUUAAUUUAAUUAAGAUCCUUCGAUACCGUACAAGCAUGUUGCUUUGAUCCAUGUAUUUCUCUCAUUUCUAUAUCUAAGAUUUUACUAUUGCCUUAACGGCCUCAUAUCAUGUUGAGUUACUAUUACUAAAUAUUGAUGUGACUAUUUAUAUUAGGCAUCAAAACGGGGCGGAGCGGGGUGGGUUUU